Molecule: messenger RNA, 285 nt
Organism: Lentinula edodes (shiitake mushroom)
Lineage: Eukaryota; Fungi; Basidiomycota; Agaricomycetes; Agaricales; Omphalotaceae
Exons: 2
Source: RefSeq, a predicted model, not a curated record
AGCAUAGAUGCACAUAUAGUCAAUCCAUGUGGACAUACAAUUUGUGCCCCUUGUGGUUUUAAAUGGCUCUACAUUGAGGGAUCUGAUGUUUGUCCUAUCUGCCGAAAAAGGACCAAUGUACUGCGGCCUUUUAUCAGGAAUUAUACUGUCGAUCACUUUGUUGAAAGAUAUAUUCAAAUAUGUGCACUCAGUGGUGAUAUUGACUGGCAAGUAGAUGGAAAAAAAUAUCAGCAAUGGAAUGAUAGGAACAGGUUUAUAAUCAUGAUUAUUGAAAGCUGUUAUUGA